Molecule: messenger RNA, 557 nt
Organism: Ceratina calcarata
Lineage: Eukaryota; Metazoa; Arthropoda; Insecta; Hymenoptera; Apidae
Exons: 3
Coding region: 233-538 (101 amino acids)
Source: RefSeq, a predicted model, not a curated record
CAAAAUGGGAGGGGCAAGAGAGGAGCGGUCGGCGUACAAAGGGUAGGUGCGACGAGGUACACGCGUCGCGGGGUAGGCGGACGAGAGAGGAAGGCGAGAGGAAUUCCAAGAGGAAAGAACGGGUUACAUAAUUGGCGUAACGUCGCGAGGCGUCGCGGUCUCGCGGGCAGGAAGUCCGUCGGAGGCUAGGGCCGGCUGGUAGAGCGCGUCGGGACGAAAUCGAGGAGGUUGGAUGUGUCGUAGGCGUGCGGUAGAGAGGAUGCAAAAGAAAGAGGGGCGGCGGCGGUUGAUACGAUCGUUCCUCCAGGGUGACGGGUCUCUCAACGCGUCCGAUGCCGAUGAUCGAUUUCCCUCGCGCGAUGGAACGAAGCCGAACGUGACGAACAAAUCAAUGAUAUGUGGAAGAGAGGACCACGAUGACCGACCGGCUGCCAAAACGAAGUUCUCGACCUUGUCGCGCUUCCUCUCUUCUAAUAAUGUACUCUUGAACACGGGCGCAGUAGCCACGUCUCAUUCACUAGACCCGUACUAUUUAUAAAAGUAAACCACGCAGUUGA